UUGGUAAUCCCGAUUCCGACUGCUGUCGUGGACUUUUCUCGGGAUUCAAUUCUAAAUCACAUUGCUACUCUCGCGAUCAUUGAAGUCAAAUUUUAAGCAGAAGGUAGUUUGACGAUAGUAACCUUGUGGUUUCCGUUUUUUACCUGGCCUUACUGGAUCCGGUCUGCAGGUCUGCAGGCGAAACGUCAUCCGCGCAAAGCCGCUUACACGCACAGUGGGGAGCUCCGACCUCCAUGGUGCUGCUACCCGAGGUAUCCCGCUCGUUGUUCAGACGACUAAGAGUGCCGGCAUCGAUGCCCCGCCAAAACCCGCCGGACACAGGAAAACACCCCGCCCGGCUUUCGCUCAUCUCACGACAUCUCGCUCCCGUAUACCCGAUCAACACCCCGUACACGGUCGAGCGAUUACCGGACACCAUCGAGACCUCCCUCCUGCCCAAAGCACAGUCGCGCAAAAUGUCGUCCCAACCUCCACACCCGACGCUGCUGAUUCCGGGCCCCAUCGAGUUUGACGAUGCGGUGCUGCAGUCCAUGAGCCACUUCAGCGAGAGUCAUGUCGGUGCCGGCUUCGUCGCGAAGUUCGGCGAGACCCUCUCGAUGCUGCGCAAGCUCUUCCAGACCACGGACCCCUCGGCGCAGCCUUUCGUCCUCUCCGGCUCGGGCACGCUCGGCUGGGAUCUCGUGGCCGCCAACCUGAUCGAGCCCGGCGAGGACGUCCUCGUGCUCGGCACCGGCUACUUCAGCGACGGCUUCGCGGACUGUCUGCGCGUGUACGGCGCGAACGUGACGGAGCUCAAGGCGCCUGUCGGCACCAAGCCCCAGCUGCCCGAGAUCGAGAAGGCGCUCUCGGAAAAGAAGUACAAGGCCAUCACCGUCACCCACGUCGACACCUCCACAGGUGUCCUCAGCGAGCUGAAGCAGCUCUCCGCCCUCGUCCACAGAGUCUCGCCCGAAACCCUCAUCAUCGUUGACGGCGUGUGCAGUGUGGCGUGCGAGGAAAUCGACUUCGACGGCUGGGGUCUCGAUGGUGUUGUUACCGCCAGCCAGAAGGCUAUCGGAUGCCCUGCCGGCCUGUCCAUCUCCAUGUUCAGCGGCCGGGCCAUGAAGGCUUUGGAGAACCGCAAGACGCCUCCUGCGGCGUACUUUGCCUCCAUGAAGAACUGGACGCCGAUCAUGAAAAACUACGAAGCCAAGAAGCCCUCCUACUUCGCCACCCCCUCUCCUCAGCUCAUCCACGCCCUGCAUACGGCGCUCAAGCAGAUCCUCGCCAGCCCUCUGUCGGACAGAUUUGCCGCCCAUAAAACAGCGUCCGACAAGGUCAAAAAGGCAAUCACCGACCUGGGCCUGAAGCAGGUCGCGGCCAACCCCGACGAGCAAGCUCACGGCAUGACAGCCAUCUACCUUCCCGAGGGCGUCAAGGGCGCGGACCUCCUGGCCAUCCUCGCCAAGAAGGGCGUCGUCUUUGCCGGCGGCAUCCACAAGGAGAUUGCUACCAAGUAUAUCCGCUUUGGUCACAUGGGUGUCAGCGUGCUCGAUCCUAAGCGGAACGAUAUCGACCAUGCGCUCAAGGCGUUGGAAGAGAGCUUGGUUGAGUGCGGGUAUAAGAAGGCAUAGACUGUACGUAAUGGAUAGAGAAAAAAACGUCCGCUUCCACCUUGCGGCGUGACCGAGAAGAGACAUCGUCUACGAUGCGUCGUCUCGCAUUGUGAAUAGUGUCCCUUGUUCCUAUAUGUCGAGCUUUCGUCGGGAUGUUCAGUCCACUUCAGGGUUAGGGUAAAACGAGAGCAUUUGGGAGUGAGCUUGGCAAACGGCACGGUGGAGCCUCGCUGGAGCUUCCAAACGCCAGCACAACAGGCCGCGGCGGUGCUGAAGGCGGGGUUACAGCGACAAUCGAGAGAGGCUGGUGGGGUUCGGCCUUUUGAGAGCUUUCGACCCGAUCUCAAUCUCUUUUUCCAUGCU
Molecule: messenger RNA, 1958 nt
Organism: Thermothelomyces thermophilus ATCC 42464
Lineage: Eukaryota; Fungi; Ascomycota; Sordariomycetes; Sordariales; Chaetomiaceae
Exons: 4
Coding region: 234-1613 (459 amino acids)
Cellular component (GO): peroxisome
Molecular function (GO): L-alanine:glyoxylate transaminase activity; L-serine:pyruvate transaminase activity
Source: RefSeq, a predicted model, not a curated record